Messenger RNA from Eimeria maxima, 1422 nucleotides. Its product is annotated as peroxisomal membrane protein, putative. The transcript is spliced from 7 exons. Gene Ontology annotation, biological process: nucleotide transport; transmembrane transport. The coding region runs from base 1 to 1422 and encodes 473 amino acids. Lineage: Eukaryota; Apicomplexa; Conoidasida; Eucoccidiorida; Eimeriidae. The record is from RefSeq and is a predicted model, not a curated record.
AUGCACUGCAGCUUACCAAAAACGGGAGAAUUUCAAUCCCUUGAAGCAGUGGAUGAAGAAGUCGAAAAUAUGCCAGUGUUUGUAUCUCCAAUACCAAUCCACCCAAUCUCCACCCUCGCCAGGGUUUCAACAGUAGGUGAGCAACUUGCCUCAACGGAUCCAGAGGCACUACUUCCCGCAUGGAAGCGGCAGCUGCGGCGUUCAAAGUCAAACGAAUCAAGAAAACGAAUCCUACACUUUCUCAUCCCUGGAGUCAACAGGAAUGCCACCUCGGGACAAUUGGAUUCAAAUGAUGUCGAUGGCCAUUGGAUGACCCAGAGCGCUAACAACUCUUGUAAACUGAACCGUGCUGACGAUGCUGCAAGCGCAGCAGCUCUAGCGGCAGCUGUUGCUGCCACUGCAUCACCGAGAAUGAACGAUGCAACCCACGCAUUGCUUCAUACGGUGGCUGGGGCAGCUGGGGCCGUCGUAGCCAUGGCUGUAGUUUACCCUCUUGACUCGCUACGUACCAUCCAGUCCGUCCAAGGUGGAUCCGCCUGGGACGUUACAAAGCUUCACCUGCGUCACGGCGGUUGGAAGCGGUUAUACCGGGGGAUGAAGGCAGCUCUUGCAGGUGUUAUUUUUAGCUGGGGCACGUAUUUUUUCGUCUACACCCUCGCAAAACAAAAGGAUAAGAACCGAGGUCCAAAAGCCAAGACGGGCACAAAUCUUCCCAUGGCGAUCGGUGCCGGAAUUUGCUCCACUGUCAUAAGCAAUCCCUGGCUGCGUUCUCUUGCAGUUUGGGUGGCCAAUACUCGCCUUAAGGUAGACUUCUCCGCAAAUUCCAAACAGCAGGGCAUCUUCAAGAUGCUGAUAGAGAUACUGCGCAAGGAAGGAUUUCGUGGAUGGCUUGCGGGGAUUGUGCCGGCCCUAGUUCUGGUGUUAAAUCCUGCCAUUCAAUUCACGCUAUACGACCACUUGCGAGCUAAACUGAUGCAGCUAAAACAGAGAUGGCGAACCGCCUCCCGAGAGCCAUCCUCGAAUUCACUCAGCAGCCAGCACAGCAGCACAGGAUCCCUUGUUUCCGAUAGGAUGCUGCGAAUCCGCGUUACACCGGCUGAAUCGUUCCUCAUGGGACUAGCCGCAAAGCUGGCGGCGACUCUAGUAACUUACCCAUAUCUGGUUGUCAAGACGCGAGCACAAAGCAAAGUAUAUAACGUUAAGGACUACUCAUCCAGCGUGCGGAGUCUUAUCAUGAUCCUCGAGACGGAAGGGCUGUCAGGCCUCUUUGCUGGCCUGCCUUCGAAGCUAACGGCCACCUUGUUGUCAUCGGCGAUAAUGUUCACAGUGUAUGAGCAACUACUCCCCCUAGUUGUUCUAUUGUUUAGGUCGCUUAGGGUACCCACCUAUCGUAAGAGAGAUGUCAUCACACAGUCGGACUAA